UAGGAGGGACUCGGGGAGACCCAGAAAAGCUGGAUAUGGACUCAGUGACCUGUGAGGAUGUGGCUGUGAACUUCACCCUGGAGGAGUGGGCUCUACUGAAUCCUACACAGAAGAAACUCUACAGAGAUGUGAUGCAGGAAACCUUUAGGACCCUGGCCUCAGUAGGAACAAAAUGGGAUGAUGAUGACAUUGAAGAGCAGUACAAAAACCAGGGGGGAAAACCAAGAAAUCAUAUGGUAGUGAGAUUCUCUGAGCGUAAAGACCAUAGUCCAUGUGAAGGAAACUUCAGCCUUAUUCCACCUCUCAAUCAGAACAAGAAAACUCCUAGAUUAAAACCAUGUGAAUGCAGUGUAUGUGGAAAAGUCUUCAAGCAUCAUUCAUCUCUUAAUAGGCACAUGAAAUGUCACAUUGAACACCGACCUCAAGAUUUUAAAAAAUAUGAUCAGGGACUGUAUAAUACAUAUAAAUGUCAGGAAUGUGGGAAAGUUUACAAAUAUUACAGUUCCUUACAGAGGCACAAAAGAACUCACACUGGAGAGAAACUGUAUGAAUUCCAGCAAUGUGGAAAAAGUUUCAGUAAUCAUCAAGGUUUCCAAACACAUGAAAGAAUUCACUCUGGAGAGAAGCCCUAUGAAUGUAAGCAAUGGGGUAAAGGUUUACGUUCUCAAAAAGGUUUCCAAAAACAUGAAAGAGAUCACACUGGAGAAAAACCCUGUGAAUGUAAGGAAUGUGAGGAAGCAUUCAUUAACCCCAGCUCUCUUCAAAUACAUGAAAGGAGUCACAGUGGAGAGAAACCACAUGUGUGUAAAACAUGUUGUAAAUCACUUAGUAUUCCCAGAUCCCUUCAAGAACAUGAAAGAACCCAUACUGGAGAAAAACCCUAUGAAUGUAAAGUAGGUGGGAAAUCCUUCACUUCCACUUACGUUCAAGUUCAUGAAAGAGCUCACGCUGGACAGAAACCCUAUCAAUGUCAGGAAUGUGGGAAAGCCUUCGUUUGUCCCUCAGGCAUUCGAAGGCACAUGAGACUGCACACUGGAGAGAAACCAUAUAAAUGUGAAGAAUGUGGGAAAGCAUUCAAUAAUCCCAGUUCUGUUCACAUACACAAAAGGACUCACACUAGAGAGAAACUGUAUAUGUGUAAAACAUGUUCUAAAGCAUUUAGUAUUCCCAGAUAUCUUCGAAAACAUGAGAAAACCCAUCCUGGAGAAAAACCCUAUGAAUGUAAAAUAUGUGGGAAAACCUUCAGUUCCACCUAUGUUCAAGUGCAUGAAAGAAUUCACACUGGGGAGAGACCCUAUAAAUGUAAGGAAUGUGGGAAAGCCUACAUUUCUCUCUCAGGCAUUCAAAGACACAUGAGCCUGCACACUGGAGAGAAACCGUAUAAAUGUGUAGAAUGUGGGAAAGCAUUUAUUAUUCCCAGUUUUCUUCAAACACAUGCAAGGACUCACACUGGCGAGAAACCGUGUGUGUGUAAAAUAUGUUCUAAAGCAUUUCGUUUUUCCAGUUCUCUUCAAAAACAUGAAAGAACUCAUACAGAAAAACCCUAUGACUGUAAAAUAUGUGGGAAAACUUUUGCUUCCAAUGUUCAAGUGCAUGAAAGAACUCACCCAGGAGAGAAGCCUUAUGAACAGGAAUGUGGGAAAGCCUACAUUUCUGUCUUAGGCAUUCAGAGACACAUGCAUACUGCAGAGAAACCAUGUAAAUAUGAAGAAUGUGGGAAAACCUUUUCUGAUCUCUACUUUGCAAAGCAUGAAAGGCUCAAGCUGAGGGGCGUGGCCCUCCGAGCUAUCCAAUCAGGGGCGCCGCUGGGGCAGGUGGGUGGGGGCGACGUACCGCACCGGAGUGGACGUCCCUACUGGCGCCGGCCUCGCCGGAGAUCGGUGACCUGCACUGGUCGUGGGAGCCGUCGGAAGGACUCAGGGAGAUCCAAGAAACCUAGAAAUGGUGAGUGUGCUGCUCCUGAGUGCGGAGUUGGGGCGGAGCGUCUUGUGGGAACCGGCUGUGGCGGGACUCGGACCUCAGUCCCCUCCCGCCCGCAGCGUGGAGGCUGGGACGGCAGCCGGACCCCGGGCGUUCUGUCCCGUUAUUUAGCUCGGCGCCCGACCCCAGAGCUUCGCUGGGCAGCGCUGUUCCUACGUCCCGGCGUCUCCCCAGACUGUGCGGUAGCCACGGGGAGGGUCAUUAGUGACAAUCAGGCCUCGGUCUCUGGGGUUCGUGCGUGGGAGGAGCUGUAG
Messenger RNA from Kogia breviceps (pygmy sperm whale), 2234 nucleotides. Its product is annotated as zinc finger protein 791-like. The record is from RefSeq and is a predicted model, not a curated record. NCBI's taxonomy places the organism in Eukaryota, Metazoa, Chordata, Mammalia, Artiodactyla, Physeteridae. Gene Ontology annotation, biological process: regulation of DNA-templated transcription.